AAUUCCACCGUAUAAACACACCAAUUCCUUCUUCCACCAUAUUUGAGUUCUUUUGCUUCCUUGGGAUGGCCGAAAAUUCUCAAAGAAAUUCUAGGACAAUGUUUACCCCAAUUUCCGAGCUUGACAAUACCCGUACAACUUGGAUUCUCAAGUUAAGGGCUAUUCUUGUCUACUUUGUUCCAAGGUGGGCGAGAGGCGGUGAUUCUAUGGAGAUUGUCUUUCACGAUGAACAUAUGUGAUUGGAAAGAUUGUUGCCCGAACUAAGGUUCAGACAAACAUUACUAGAGCCGGAGAACAAAAAUUCAUGGAAGUCACACUUGAGGAUCAUGAAUAUGAAUAUAGAUAAGAGAAUAAUGUCAUUUAUUGAAAAAUAAUUUAUUCAGACUUGAGCAAUGAAAUGAUAUUAUAGGGGAAAUCGAUUGGGAUGCACUCUAUGGGGAGAGUAUGUGGAUCGUCUUUUGGGUUGUUUCACCCAAGAUGCUCGAGAACCGGUGAUCAUGUUGUUGAGCUUUUGUAAACCACGGCGUUAUAUGGGUACUGUGACCGUCUCUUCUGCUUUUCAUGUUACGAAGAUGCUUUUCGAUGGUAACUCUCUAAAGGUCAACGAAUUCAGAGCAAGGUUGCCUCUACAAGUGGAUGACAUUGGAACAAUUGGAAGUAUCAUUCUAAGCGCUGGAGCUGAUGGGGAUGAAGGUGUUAUCAAGACUACCAUGAUCAAAGCUCUCUUGGACACUACAAAGCCCGGUCCCUACUGGAUUGUUAGUAAGAUUGCUUCAAUAAAUGAUUCGGGCGACUGGUGCUAUUUGGGAUGCACCGACUGCAACAAAAAGGUCAUCCCUGGUGGUGAUAAGUUUAGGUGUUCGAGGUGCAACACUACCAUGCUGCAUGGAGUGUACAGAUUCAAGGUCAAUGUUCGGGUCUAUAAUUCCACCGGUCAUGCUUCCUUCAUCCUUUGGGAUAGGGAGUGCAAGGAAAUUUUGGGUGCAAGUGCUUUUGUGCUCAGGGAAAUUAUGCUUGAGAAAAAUGUGGACCCAAAUUUCCUUCCGAAAGAGCUUAAUCGUCUUCUAGGUGUACGUGGGUUGUUUCAUGUCGUUUUGAAAGCCGAAAUUGGGAGUCCAUACUGGACUGGACCAAGAGCCUUUGGAGUUAGAUUGUUGGUCACGAAUGCAAUGAUAAUGAGCAGAUUUGAAGAGUUGAUUCAGUGUGAAGAGGAAGGAUUUGAUGAAGAAAGUGAGGGCCUGUGGGCAUCUCUUGAAGAUUUAAGUGAGAAGAUUCAUGAAGUGAUUGCCUCGAAUGACCCCAGCUCUAGCCAAAGUGUGAACCAGAAGCAUAAAAGGAUUGAUGACCUGGACAAGACUGACUCGGUGAAAAGAGAGCUUUUUGAUGACAUUUCAACAACUCAAUGCAAGAAAAGCAAGAAGGAUAGUCCAAGCCAGUGAACAUCGAUCAAAUGUUAUGUGUUUAUUUUAUAUGAACCGCCUCUGUUUUUGGCUGUUUUUUUUGUAUUUCGUUGGUGGUCUAAUUUUCCUAGGCGUCGUCCUAGAGUACUUAAAAUGUUUGUUUCUGUGAACCGCCUUUGUUUUUGUUUUGUUAUUUCGUAGGUGAUCAACUUUUCCUAGGCGACAUCCUAGAGUACUUUAAAU
Molecule: messenger RNA, 1643 nt
Organism: Cuscuta campestris
Lineage: Eukaryota; Viridiplantae; Streptophyta; Magnoliopsida; Solanales; Convolvulaceae
Source: the annotation of a GenBank genome assembly